Messenger RNA from Cyphomyrmex costatus, 789 nucleotides. RefSeq lists its product as uncharacterized. The transcript has 3 exons. The record is from RefSeq and is a predicted model, not a curated record. NCBI's taxonomy places the organism in Eukaryota, Metazoa, Arthropoda, Insecta, Hymenoptera, Formicidae. Gene Ontology annotation, molecular function: N-acetyltransferase activity. The coding region runs from base 64 to 789 and encodes 241 amino acids.
UAUUUAGUUUACGGUUAUAUUUAUUUAUAACUAAUAAAAUAAAUUACUGUUAUAAACUUUGUCAUGGAUGAAGAAAAUAAGGACGAUUUUAUUGAAAUGGAAGCGAGAAUGUACGCACCUUUGGAGUGGGAUUCACCGGCGAUAUGCAAAAUCCAGGAUCUCAAGGAAGAGCAUUAUGAGGAAGCCCUGCGUUUGAUAAAACAUCAUUUUUUUCGAGAGGAACCAAUGUGUAAAGCAAUCGCCUUGUCGCAAGAUGAGACAUCUAUCAAGUCAUAUCUAGAUCUUAUGAGAACAUGGAUGAAGGAUACUACCAGUUUGGUUGCGCUCAGUCUGGCAUCUGGACGAGUUAUUGGAGUUGCUGUUACUCGAAUUAAUAGCAAUUCGGACAAAAGCGACACAUACAAUCGAGUGCAAAAUUUUGAAGGAGACGCACUAGAGAAAAUUAUGGGCCUGGUCAAUGCUCUAAUAAAACGGUCGAACAUGUACAAAGAAUUUGACUGCGACAUAUAUCUUCGAGUUCACGUUCUUUGCGUUCAUCCGUCUUACCAGCAGAAAGGUGUCGGCACGGCCUUAUUGAAGGUCUGCACCCAAGUUGCGUCCAUAUUGGACAUGUCAGCCGUAGGUGCCAUCUUCACGUCGGGUUUAAGCCAGUCGUUAGCCCUGAAGAUGGGCUUUCGUUUCAUCGCAGAAAUUCGCUACAGCCGCUGGGUCGUCAACGACAGAGUCGUGUUCGACGAUACCGGCAAGGGGAAUUACUCGGCCGCUUUUAUGGGAAUACCUUGUGAGUAG